GGCACCAUCAUCGAUUCGACGGUUGCGAUUGAAAAACACUGGCACAAGAUUGGUAAAGAGAUUGGGGUUGCUCCCGAGGUGAUCCUGGCGACAUCCCAUGGGCGGCGGUCCAUCGACGUGCUCCAGAUGUACGAACCCAAGCUCGCCAACUGGGAGUACAUCAAACACGCCGAAGGACUGGUACCCAAGGAAUUUGGCCACGACGCGGUCGAGAUUCCGGGCUCUCGUGCCAUGCUUGACAGUCUCGAAGACAAGGGCGUUCCAUGGUGCAUUGUCACGUCGGGCACGCGGCCGCUUGUGACGGGCUGGCUGGAUGUCAUGAAGCUUGCACACCCGAAAAACCUUGUUACGGCAGAAGACGUGCUCCACGGCAAACCCGACCCCACGUGCUACCGGAUGGGGGCGGAGAUGCUCGAGCUCGGGGAGAAGAAGAAGCCCUCGAUCAUUGUAUUUGAGGAUGCGCCAGCGGGGAUUCGGUCAGGAAAAGCGGCGGGGUUCGUUGUGGUUGGUCUGUACACUAGCCACACGCUAGAACAGCUGGUGGAAGCGGGCGCCGACUAUAUUGUUCAGGACAUGCGAAGUGUCACGCUUCACUCAUGGGACAAGACAACGGGGGUGGGAGAGGUGCAGAUUGCAAAUGCCUUGGCGUAG
Molecule: messenger RNA, 651 nt
Organism: Exserohilum turcica Et28A
Lineage: Eukaryota; Fungi; Ascomycota; Dothideomycetes; Pleosporales; Pleosporaceae
Exons: 3
Molecular function (GO): sugar-phosphatase activity; beta-phosphoglucomutase activity
Source: RefSeq, a predicted model, not a curated record